AUGGCCGAGCCAACCCGCCUGACCAUCAAGCGCCGAGCAACAGACGAUGCGCCGGACUUUCUCCUACUCCAAGGCGCCGGAGCAGCACAAAACGCGACACCGGUCCGCUACGUCAAGAGGGCGAAGAAUACAGCUACCGUAGACGGGCAGCAAGAAGCGCAGUUCCAGCAACCCACACCACUACCAACACAAUCAGAGCACGAGCGGCGCAAAGCGAAAGCACGAACGUUCUACUUGUCGAAGUCGCCCGCCAGCGAGUCUAAGAAGCGCAAAGGCAGAGAUGAGGGUGUUCCUACGUUCGUGGAGAGGAAGAGGAGCAAGCAGCAUGCCGCGGAAGAUGUACAUAACGAGGACGAAGUGAAAGUCGAGGAGCCAGCCAGCUCGCCUGAGCCGGUCGCUGCACUGCCGGUGUUCAAGCGGCCAGGGAAGGGUUCUGCGAUCAGAUAUGCUGAGGCCAAGGCAAAUGCGCCGGUCACGAAGCCGGAGACGGAAGCGGAGCAGAGAGAGCGUCAGGCACUGGCGGACUACAUCUACCAAGUGCAGCUGCAAGACGAGGAGUUUGAGCGCCAGCGUCAGCCGAAGGUGCAAGAUGCUGUCGCGCCGCAGAAGCCCAUCAUCGCUCAAUCGAAGUCGACUAUCGCCCCAAAGCUAUCAGGCGCUGGAGCGCGAGCCAUGCACCAGCGCCGCGUCGCUACGAACGGAGCCCUCGACCGCAAGGAGAGAAGCACCAGCCCGGAAAGCGAGGACGGCUACAUCUACGAGACCUACAUCCUCGCGCCCACCACCGACACCUCCACCCCAGACAUCGACAUGACUGACGUCUCCUCCUCGGAGAACAUCGGCUAUCUAGUAGUCGAAGACUCAGACCAACCCCUCUGGCAAACCUACCUCCAAGACGAACCCAGCAGCGAAGAAGACGACAGCGACGACGAAGACGAAAACGCGGAAGACUACUAUGGCGCCGACUACCCCGAAGACGAAGUGGAGUCGGACGACGAGUUCGAGCGGAAUCCGUACCGGUAUCGGAAGCGCGGUGGGGCGGAUGACGAGGAGUGGGAUGAGGAUACGGGGGAGUAUAGUGAGGAUGAGGAUGUGUAUGAGAGGAUGAUGAAUCCGUUUGGGGGGAAUAAGGUGCCGAAGGGGUUGGCGAGGUACAUGAGGGGCGAGAGUGGAAGUGGGGAUGAGGACGAUAGUGAUUGA
Molecule: messenger RNA, 1200 nt
Organism: Saxophila tyrrhenica
Lineage: Eukaryota; Fungi; Ascomycota; Dothideomycetes; Mycosphaerellales; Extremaceae
Exons: 1
Coding region: 1-1200 (399 amino acids)
Biological process (GO): protein import into nucleus
Cellular component (GO): cytoplasm
Source: RefSeq, a predicted model, not a curated record